AUGCAAAUUUCACCCAUCCUCGCCCCCACGUCACUGCACGCCAACUACAUAACCCCGCCCCCGACCGUCCCGUCCUCUCGCCGCGUAUCGUUCGGCGCUUCACGACCCACUAUCAUCAACGACACUACCCCCCGCUCUCGACGGCGUACGUCAUCUCCUGACAGGAACGCGGAGGAGGAGGAUGGACAAGGAGGCAAGAGACGGAAAUUGACGAGACCCAAACCUUCGCCUUUGAGAGUACAGCCGCCCGACUCGCAUUCGCCUUCCAAAGACUCGGGUCCCAGCACUGGCGGGUCGUCGGUUAGUGUUGGGCGAAGGGUGGCUUCAGGAGGGUUGCAGCAGCAGCAGCAAGGGCUGCCGAAACCGAUAGGGUUUGCUGCUGCUAGAGAAGCGAGGAGAGAAGAGGGGUAUGACGUUUAUGGGAUGGUACCGAGCCCGGUAGUCAUGGGGUUUGACUUCAAGUUGGUAGAGGGGGAGCAGCUGAAGACUGUGCGAGAGAGUCUGUCAAUCAAGGAGCAGCAACAGGCUCUGAUAGCUGCUCGUCGUAGAGAAGCAGAAGCUGCUGCCAACAGCAACCCUUCUACCCCUCGUGAUCCGUCCAUGGUGCCCGCCCAACCGCAAAAGACUGGUCCAGACCCAGCGAUGACUUUGGCGGUGCCGACAAGUGGAAGUGUGGGGAAGAGAAGGGAGAAGGUAAAGGACAAGGUGGACAAGAUGACGAUCAUGACGGGGAUAGCGGGAAAGGACGCAGUCCCAGGUUCUCGAAGCGCACCACUGAACCAAAACCUUGCGAUCCAGCAAUCCGUCCCCCGCGACAUUCCCUCCGGUUCCCAGACCGCCCUCCCGCCAAACUCACUCCCGCCAAACUCACUCCCGCCAAACUCACUCCCGCCAAACUCACUCCCUUCAUUCUCCUCUUCCUUCCAACACUUUUCCACCGACCCGCGUACUGCACCCAUCUCGCAUGCGAGAGGGAACGGAAUGCAAGAUAGGGGAGAAGGAGCAGAGUUUGCGAGACAGCAGGGGUAUUAUUGGAGGUUGGAUGGUGGAAGAGGGCCUGGUCAUGCGAAUGGGGCGAAUGGGUUGGGGUCGAGACCGCCGGUGAUGCCGGAUGAAGGGAGGCGCAAUUUCACAGUGCCCAGUAUCGCCCUGCCGAGGCUGGAGGGCCAUAUGUCGCCUGUAAAGUCGCGCAACACCAGCGGCGCUCCGCAUUCAGUCUCCAUCUCCCGCAAUCACUCGCACCAAUCUAUAUCCCAUUCCCAGAGCACCUCUCCCCGGUCUCAACCCCCACCUCCGGCCGCGCCCAUACCCUCGCGCGAAGCCUUCCUUAACCCAUUCGCAACCCUCUACGAUUCCUUAUCCCAGACCACCCACUUGCAAAGUACUCUGACUGCUCUACUGCACUCUUCUGAGAACCUCACGGCUCAACAGGCGAGGCAGAUGGAAGAGUUCAAGAGUACAAUGUCGAUGGCCAAAGGAUUGCUGGGGAGCUUGCAGAGUAGUGCGGAUUCGUUGAGAGAGAUGGUGAGAUAUGAAGUGGAGAGGCGAGGGAGGGAGGAUAGGAGAGAGAUGGAGGAGAUGAAAGAGAGGCUGAGAAGGUUGGAAGAGGAGAGACGAUAG
Messenger RNA from Cryptococcus wingfieldii CBS 7118, 1620 nucleotides. RefSeq lists its product as hypothetical. The transcript has 3 exons. The record is from RefSeq and is a predicted model, not a curated record. Lineage: Eukaryota; Fungi; Basidiomycota; Tremellomycetes; Tremellales; Cryptococcaceae. Bases 1 to 1620 code for a protein of 539 amino acids.